AUGGCUUCAGGCAAUUUCUUCAAGGCGGCGCUUGACAAAGGCGCAGGGCCGAGCCUUGGGUAUUGGCAGAUGAUGCCCAGCACCAACAUCUCACGCAUGCUCGCGCAGACGCCCGGCUGCGACUGGGUACUGAUUGAUUGUGAACACGGUGAUCUUGAUGAUCGAGAUAUGCGCCAGUGCGUCCCAGCCGUUGCAGCAGCUGGCGCAUCGCCGAUUGUGCGGAUCCCGAGCACAGAGCCAUGGCUCAUUAAGCGGGCACUGGAUGCUGGUGCGCAUGGAAUUCUCGUUCCUCUCCUACAAACGGCCCAAGAGGCUCGCAAUAUCGUAAAGGCGGCGAAAUUUCCUCCCAUGGGAAACCGUGGCUUCGGAAGCCCGUUCUCCAUGGAUCGCUUCAAGCCCAUCCCUACAUCGGAUGAGUAUCUCCAACAGGCCAACGACAGUCUCCUUACCCUCGUUCAAAUCGAGACAAAGUCUGCUUUGGAAAACCUCGAAGACAUUGCGGCCGUUGAAGGCAUCGACGUUUUAUUCAUUGGUCCUUUCGAUCUUGGUAAUAGCAUUGGAUAUCCGAUCCUCAACGGAGUUGUGAAACCAGAGCUCAAGGCUGCCAUCCACCGCAUUCUGGAAGUUUGCCGUAAGGCUGGGAAGAAAUGCGGUAUCUAUUCGCCAUCUGGAGAGCAGGCGAGGGGAUAUAUCGAGGCUGGGUUUGAUAUGGUUCAUGUUGGGACGGACUACGCGAUGCUCCAACAGGCUACGAGAACUGAGAUGGGUACAGCUCAAGGGAAGGACUUGGGAAAGCGCGUGGGUUAUUAG
Molecule: messenger RNA, 810 nt
Organism: Fusarium musae
Lineage: Eukaryota; Fungi; Ascomycota; Sordariomycetes; Hypocreales; Nectriaceae
Exons: 5
Coding region: 1-810 (269 amino acids)
Cellular component (GO): cytoplasm
Molecular function (GO): aldehyde-lyase activity
Source: RefSeq, a predicted model, not a curated record